AUGGACAACCUCCAGCCGUCCACGGCAUACAAUUGUUUCGUUUAUUCCUCUAAUGCUGCAGGACUUGGUGCCAAGAGCCUUGUUAAAACCAUUAGAACUUUGGUGCAGCCACCAGGUGGCAUGAAUGUGACAGAGUUAAGCCAGAGCACAGCUCGCGUAACAUGGCUGAGGGUCCAAGGGGUCCUGCUCUACCAAGUGACAGUAACCAAAAACAAGCCCGGAGUUGCCCCUGUUAAUAGGAAUACCUCCAGUAAUGUUUUGGAUAUCACAAACCUGGAGCCAUGUUCAACAUACACAGUAGGGGUUUCAUCCAUCAGCAUGUUCCUGGAACCAGGAGAGGCAUCAAACGUCACAUACACAACCUCCACCAUUCCAAAAGUUUCUUCAAUCUCUGUGGAGUACAGCUGCAUUGGUUCUACGGCAUCAGUAAGCUGGGAAGCGAUAUUUGGUGCAACUUUGUACCACGCUGUAGCUGUGGAUGGCAAAGGUACGUCGCUUAACUGCACAUCCACUGGCACCACCUGCCAGAUCUCCAGCCUGUCCUGUGGAGAGCGAUACACUGUACGGAUUACAGCCAUUUCUGACUGUGAAAGUACUUCCGACACUAACUACAUCUUUGAGACAGCACCCUGCCCACCCAAAGACACGCAUUUAUACCGUGAGUGUUCCAGUAACGUGAUUUUGUUCUCAUGGGCUUCCACCAACAACACGGCUUACUACAUCGCUAUGGCUGUGGACUCGGAUGGCGAAACGAGGGAAUGCCUCACUGUGGACACCUCAUGUUACUUCAUCAACACAGCCUGUGGAAAAAAUUACAGCUUUACUGUCAACUCUGUCUACUCUGGAGGACAAAACUGUGACAGCGGAAACACAGUGCCUGUGGUUAUCAGGACAGCCCCAUGUUUGCCUCAGAACAUCCGUACAGCUGGGGACUGUAGCAUUGGCAAUGCUCUCACUAGCUGGGAUGCGGCUGAAGGAGCCCUGACCUAUUUUGUGGAGGCCCGUGGUAACCGAAAAGAUUUCUACAACUGUUCAACUCACAGCACAAGCUGCACACUAACAGGUCUGGAAUGUGGAGAGAGUUUAAGUGUGUGGAUUACUGCCAGUGAUGAUACCUGUAUGACUGAUCGUGUGCUUGGAGAGGUGGCAGAUACAGUUCCCUGCACACCUCUGAAUGUGUCCGCUGUGGAGACUUGCAGUUCAAACUCCGCCACUCUUUCAUGGCUCACUAGCAAUGGUGCCAUCUUCUACAUUGGUGUGGCAACAGCAACGAACGGCUCAGUGUACACCUGCACUGCCAUGGCAACAGAGUGUGAGUUCCAGGGCCUGAGAUGCGGGGAGACCUAUGAUGCUUACGUCAUUGCAACAAACUUGGCAUGCAACAGCACUGAGAGUGAACACGUCACCCUGCAGACAACCCCAUGUGCUCCGGUUGCUGUGGGGGUCACAAGAGACUGUGCAGCAAAUUUUGCAACAGUAAGCUGGCAGACUCUUCUGGCUGGUGGUCUGUACACAGCGGUGCUAGAAGAUCAACAUGGAGCUGCACUUAACUGCAGCAGCAGCUUGAACACAUGCACUGUCCCGAAUCUGCAGUGCGGAGUGACCUACAAUGUCACAGUCACACGCCAUGAUGGUCACUGCAGGAGCCUGCGGUCCACAGCCAUUAAGAUACAACCAGUUCCCUGUGAUCCUCAAAAUGUUACAACACUACUACAGUGUAACACCAACGUGGCCACGGUGACAUGGAAUGCCAGCGCAGGAGCAAAUGGGUACACAGCGAUUGCAAACACAGAUGGGCAGCUGCAAAACUUAGCUUCCUGUCACACUACGGGGACUUCCUGUCAGCUAACCUCUCUGCCAUGUGGAAUGAGGUUAAAUGUGACUGUCCUAGCUGAGGGUGCCACCUGUAACAGCAGUUCUCAAACUAGUGCUGUAGUGUUAACAGCACCCUGCAUUCCCGCCCAUGUAACUGCCAGUCUAAACUGUACCUCCAACAUUGCUUCCAUCACAUGGUACAGUGCACUUGGUGCCACUGGGUACUUCAUAAAAGCAGAAGGCAACCAUGGGCACAGGACCUCCUGCAAUAGCACAAACACACACUGUGAUAUCUCAGACCUGCAGUGUGGCCAGGACUACUCCAUCACUGUCACAGGCAUCAGUGGUGGCUGUAUAGGCCCAGCUAGCCAGUCCGUCACACUUGUCUCAGCACCAUGUUACAUUACUAACAUUCAAGCCAGGCUGGACUGCCACAUAAACUCAGCACUCAUUUCCUGGACACCAGGAAAUGGGACUCUAAGUUUCAAUGCAACACUGCAGUCUGUCCAGGACCCCCAUCAGUAUAGCUGCAUAACCAACAGCUCUUCAUGCAGCAUCAGCUCACUGCAGUGUGGUCAGCACUACAACAUCAGUGUAACAGGAUUCGGUCAGACAUGCUCAACCUGGUCAACACCCCUGGUCACUCUAGAUACAGCACCAUGUGUACCUGUACUGAAUGACGUGGCUCUGAACUGCAGCUCACGUUCUGCAGUGGUGACUUGGUCAAGUUCAGGGUCAGGUCCAGAUGUCUUCUCGGUCAGCGCAGUGAGCAUUCAGGGUGGACAGCUGGGUUGUGGUCCCCUAAAUGGUCACUCUUGUGUGGUAGAUGGACUGCAAUGUGGACAGAUGUACACAUUCAGUGUGAACGCAACACAGGGCCAGUGCACCACUUCUACUAACAACACACUACAGAGGCAGACAGCCCCAUGCCCUCCACAGAAUAUCCAGUCCAGAAUAAACUGUGGCAACAACACAGCGAGUGUGUCCUGGUCUCGAGGCAAUGGAACUCUGUCCUUUACUUCAACACUAGAUUGUUCUAAUGGACAGACAUAUAUCUGCAAGACUGCUUCAACAGGAUGUGACAUAACUAACUUGCCCUGUGGACAGACCUGCAUGGUUAGGGUAGUGGCAGAGGGACAAUCUUGCAACAGCUCUAUUGACACUGGAUCAAAUGUCACAACAGCUCCAUGUGAACCACAAAAUGUGUCAACCAGCUUGAGCUGUAGCAGUAACAUAGCAACAGUAUCCUGGGGACGCAUCCAGGGGGCGGAGCUCUACUCAGUGACUGCUAUUAGCAUUAAUGGUCUCUCAACAAACUGUACUUCAGCGUCCACCUCCUGUGACCUUUCAUCUUUGACCUGCGGAGAGACAUACAUGAUCACAGUGAAGGCAAAAAGCAGCAACUGUAGCAGUGAAAACAGUACAGCUGUACAGGUCCAAUCAGCCCCAUGCCCUCCACAGAAUAUCCAGUCCAGAAUAAACUGUGGCAACAACACAGCGAGUGUGUCCUGGUCUCGUGGCAAUGGAACUCUGUCCUUUACUUCAACACUAGAUUGUACUAAUGGACAGACAUAUAUCUGCAAGAGCAAUGAAACAGGAUGUGACAUCACUAACCUGCCCUGUGGACAGAUCUGCAUGAUUAGGGUAGUGGCAGAGGGACAAUCUUGCAACAGCUCUAUUGGCACUGGAUCAAAUUUCACAACAGGGCCUUGUGUACCACAAAAUGUGUCCGCCAAUGUGAGCUGUAGCAGCAACACAGCAACAGUAUCCUGGGGACGCAGCCAGGGGGCGGAGCUGUACUCGGUGACCGCCAGUAGCAGUAAUGGCCUCUCUGCAAACUGCACUUCAGCGUCUACCUCCUGUGACCUUUCAACUUUGAACUGUGGAGAGAAAUACAUGGUCAUGGUGAAGGCAAAAGACAGCAGCUGUAGCAGUGACAACAGUGCAGCUGUACAGGUCCAAUCAGCCCCAUGCCCUCCACAGAAUAUCCAGUCCAGAAUAAACUGCGGCAACAACACAGCGAGUGUGUCCUGGUCUCGUGGCAAUGGAACUCUGUCCUUUACUUCAACAUUAGAUUGUUCUAAUGGACAGACAUAUAUCUGCAAGAGCAAUGAAACAGGAUGUGACAUCACUAACCUGCCCUGUGGACAGACCUGCACUGUUAGGGUAGUGGCAGAGGGACAAUCUUGCAACAGCUCUAUUGGCACUGGAUCAAAUUUCACAACAGGGCCGUGUGUACCACAAAAUGUGUCCGCCAAUGUGAGCUGUAGCAGCAACAUAGCAACAGUAUCCUGGGGACGCAGCCAGGGGGCAGAGCUGUACUCGGUGACCGCCAGUAGCAGUAAUGGCCUCUCUGCAAACUGCACUUCAGCGUCUACCUCCUGUGACCUUUCAACUUUGAACUGUGGAGAGAAAUACAUGGUCAUGGUGAAGGCAAAAGACAGCAACUGUAGCAGUGACAACAGUGCAGCUGUACAGGUCCAAUCAGCCCCAUGCCCUCCACAGAAUAUCCAGUCCAGAAUAAACUGUGGCAACAACACAGCGAGUGUGUCCUGGUCUCGUGGCAAUGGAACUCUGUCCUUUACUUCAACACUAGAUUGUUCUAAUGGACAGACAUAUAUCUGCAGGAGCAAUGAAACAGGAUGUGACAUCACUAACCUGCCCUGUGGACAGACCUGCACGGUUAGGGUAGUGGCAGAGGGACAAUCUUGCAACAGCUCUAUUGACACUGGAUCAAAUUUCACAACAGGGCCUUGUGUACCACAAAAUGUGUCCGCCAAUGUGAGCUGUAGCAACAACAUAGCAACAGUAUCCUGGGGACGCAGCCAGGGGGCGGAGCUGUACUCGGUGACCGCCAGUAGCAGAAAUGGCCUCUCUGCAAACUGUACUUCAGCAUCCACCUCCUGUGACCUUUCAACUUUGACCUGUGGAGAGACAUACACGAUCACAGUGAAGGCAAAAGGCAGCAACUGUAGCAGUGAAAACAGUACAGCAGUACAGGUCCAGUCAGCCCCAUGCCCUCCACAGAAUAUCCAGUCCAGAAUAAACUGUGGCAACAACACAGCGAGUGUGUCCUGGUCUCGUGGCAAUGGAACUCUGUCCUUUACUUCAACACUAGAUUGUUCUAAUGGACAGACAUAUAUCUGCAAGAGCAAUGAAACAGGAUGUGACAUCACUAACCUGCCCUGUGGACAGACCUGCACUGUUAGGGUAGUGGCAGAGGGACAAUCUUGCAACAGCUCUAUUGACACUGGAUCAAAUUUCACAACAGGGCCGUGUGUACCACAAAAUGUGUCCGCCAAUGUGAGCUGUAGCAGCAACAUAGCAACAGUAUCCUGGGGACGCAGCCAGGGGGCGGAGCUGUACUCGGUGACCGCCAGUAGCAGUAAUGGCCUCUCUGCAAACUGCACUUCAGCGUCUACCUCCUGUGACCUUUCAACUUUGAACUGUGGAGAGAAAUACAUGGUCAUGGUGAAGGCAAAAGACAGCAACUGUAGCAGUGAAAACAGUGCAGCUGUACAGGUCCAAUCAGCCCCAUGCCCUCCACAGAAUAUCCAGUCCAGAAUAAACUGUGGCAACAACACAGCGAGUGUGUCCUGGUCUCGUGGCAAUGGAACUCUGUCCUUUACUUCAACACUAGAUUGUUCUAAUGGACAGACAUAUAUCUGCAAGAGCAAUGAAACAGGAUGUGACAUCACUAACCUGCCCUGUGGACAGACCUGCACUGUUAGGGUAGUGGCAGAGGGACAAUCUUGCAACAGCUCUAUUGGCACUGGAUCAAAUUUCACAACAGGGCCGUGUGUACCACAAAAUGUGUCCGCCAAUGUAAGCUGUAGCAGCAACAUAGCAACAGUAUCCUGGGGACGCAGCCAGGGAGCGGAGCUGUACUCGGUGACCGCCAGUAGCAGUAAUGGCCUCUCUGCAAACUGCACUUCAGCGUCUACCUCCUGUGACCUUUCAACUUUGAACUGUGGAGAGAAAUAUAUGGUCAUGGUGAAGGCAAAAGACAGCAACUGUAGCAGUGAAAACAGUGCAGCUGUACAGGUCCAAUCAGCCCCAUGCCCUCCACAGAAUAUCCAGUCCAGAAUAAACUGUGGCAACAACACAGCGAGUGUGUCCUGGUCUCGUGGCAAUGGAACUCUGUCCUUUACUUCAACACUAGAUUGUACUAAUGGACAGACAUAUAUCUGCAAGAGCAAUGAAACAGGAUGUGACAUCACUAACCUGCCCUGUGGACAGACAUGCAAGGUUAGGGUAGUGGCAGAGGGACAAUCUUGCAGCAGCUCUAUUGGCAUUGGAUCAAAUGUCACAACAGCUCCAUGUGCACCACAAAAUGUGUCAGCUAGCUUGAGCUGUAGCAGUAACAUAGCAACAGUAUCCUGGGGACGCAGCCAGGGGGCGGAGCUCUACUCAGUGACUGCUAUCAGUAUUAAUGGUCUCUCAGCAAACUGUACUUCAGCGUCCACCUCCUGUGACCUUUCAACUUUGACCUGUGGAGAGACAUACAUGAUCACAGUGAAGGCAAAAGACAGCAACUGUAGCAGUGAAAACAGUACAGCUGUACAGGUCCAAUCAGCCCCAUGCCCUCCACAGAAUAUCCAGUCCAGAAUAAACUGCGGCAACAACACAGCGAGUGUGUCCUGGUCUCGUGGCAAUGGAACUCUGUCCUUUACUUCAACACUAGAUUGUUCUAAUGGACAGACAUAUAUCUGCAAGAGCAAUGAAACAGGAUGUGACAUCACUAACCUGCCCUGUGGACAGAUCUGCAUGAUUAGGGUAGUGGCAGAGGGACAAUCUUGCAACAGCUCUAUUGGCACUGGAUCAAAUUUCACAACAGGGCCUUGUGUACCACAAAAUGUGUCCGCCAAUGUGAUCUGUGGCAACAACAUAGCAACAGUAUUCUGGGGACGCAGCCAGGGGGCGGAGCUGUACUCUGUGACCGCCAGUAGCAGUAAUGGCCUCUCUGCAAACUGCACUUCAGCAUCUACCUCCUGUGACCUUUCAACUUUGACCUGCGGAGAGAAAUACAUGGUCAUGGUGAAGGCAAAAGACAGCAACUGUAGCAGUGAAAACAGUGCAGCUGUACAGGUCCAAUCAGCCCCAUGCCUUCCACAGAAUAUCCAGUCCAGAAUAAAAUGUGGCAACAACACAGCGAGUGUGUCCUGGUCUCGUGGCAAUGGAACUCUGUCCUUUACUUCAACACUAGAUUGUUCUAAUGGACAGACAUAUAUCUGCAAGAGCAAUGAAACAGGAUGUGACAUCACUAACCUGCCCUGUGGACAGAGCUGCAUGGUUAUGGUAGUGGCAGAGGGACAAACUUGCAACAGCUCUAUUGGCAUUGGAUCAAAUGUCACAACAGCUCCAUGUGCACCACAAAAUGUGUCAGCCAGCUUGAGCUGUAGCAGUAACAUAGCAACAGUAUCCUGGGGACGCAUCCAGGGGGCGGAGCUCUACUCAGUGACUGCUAUCAGCAUUAAUGGUCUCUCAGCAAACUGUACUUCAGCGUCCACCUCCUGUGACCUUUCAUCUUUGACCUGUGGAGAGACAUACACGAUCACAGUGAAGGCAAAAGGCAGCAACUGUAGCAGUGAAAACAGUACAGCUGUACAGGUCCAGUCAGCCCCAUGCCCUCCACAGAAUAUCCAGUCCAGAAUAAACUGUGGCAACAACACAGCGAGUGUGUCCUGGUCUCGUGGCAAUGGAACUCUGUCCUUUACUUCAACACUAGAUUGUUCUAAUGGACAGACAUAUAUCUGCAAGAGCAAUGAAACAGGAUGUGACAUCACUAACCUGCCCUGUGGACAGACCUGCAUGGUUAUGGUAGUGGCAGAAGGACAAACUUGCAACAGCUCUAUUGGCAUUGGAUCAAAUGUCACAACAGCUCCAUGUGCACCACAAAAUGUGUCAGCCAGUUUGAGCUGUAGCAGAAACAUAGCAACAGUAUCCUGGGGACGCAGCCAGGGGGCCGAGCUCUACUCAGUGACUGCUAUCAGCAUUAAUGGUCUCUCAGCAAACUGUACUUCAGCAUCCACCUCCUGUGACCUUUCAACUUUGACCUGUGGAGAGACAUACACGAUCACAGUGAAGGCAAAAGGCAGCAACUGUAGCAGUGAAAACAGUACAGCUGUACAGGUCCAAUCAGCCCCAUGCCCUCCACAGAAUAUCCUGUCCAGAAUAAACUGUGGCAACAACACAGCGAGUGUGUCCUGGUCUCGUGGCAAUGGAACUCUGUCCUUUACUUCAACUCUAGAUUGUUCUAAUGGACAGACAUAUAUCUGCAAGAGCAAUGAAACAGGAUGUGACAUCACUAACCUGCCCUGUGGACAGACCUGCACGGUUAGGGUAGUGGCAGAAGGACAAUCUUGCAACAGCUCUACUGGUACUGGAUCAAAUUUCACAACAGAACAUUGUGUACCUGGUCAUGUACAGGGCAGUGUGGACUGUGCAUCUGGAAAUGUGUCUGUAUCCUGGGACCGAAGUGUGGGGGCCGUUUCCUACAUGGCAGUUGCCCAGGGUAACGGUGGCUAUGCAUCAGUAUGUAACAGCACUGGAACAGCAUGUGUCUUCUCAGAUCUGCUCUGUGGGCUGAACUACAGUAUAGCUGUCAGUGCAUCUGACGGGAACUGCAGCACUGCACCAAGUCAACCGGUCGUGCUGAGUACGGUAUCCUGUAAGCCACAGAAUGCUAGUGCCCAGCUGAGUUGUGACACAAAUGCUGCCAUUGUUACCUGGGAGCCCAGAGAUAAUGUCGUACGCCACACAGUCCAGGCCAUAGGCACUGAUGGACAUCGCAUCAACUGCACAAGCUCUGACUACAGUUGCACGCUACUCAGCCUUCACUGCGGCCAGAACUACAACCUUACCAUCACCGCCCUGGAUGGAGUUUGUGACAAUAGUAACACACGCCUGGUUCUGCAAUCAGCUCCAUGUGCACCUAGCAAUGUUCAGAUGUCAUUGAUUUGUGACAUCCACAAUGGCAGUGUUGUGUCCAUGUCUUGGCAGCAUACAAAUGGGGUGGAGUCUUACAUGGCUGUGGGCAUGUCUUAUGAUGGUCAUUCCUCUUCUUGUAACACCAGUACCACCUCCUGUAAUCUGCAGGGACUGCAGUGUGGUCAGAUUUAUAAUGUUUCUGUCUACUCACUGGGCCACGUUUGUGGGAGCAUGAAGAGCACUGUCUCUCAGGUGCUGACAGCUCCAUGCCCCCCUCGGAACAUAGUCACUCAGGUGCAGUGUGAGUUGGGUUCUGUGGUGGUGAGCUGGACCCCAGCAGUGAAUGCCAGUCAGUUCAGAGUGGAGCUGGAAUCCCACAGCACUGGUGUGAUCUCCUCCUGUAACAGUACUGGUACACAGUGCUCCAUCACCCACCUGCCCUGUGGAGAGAGCUUCAACCUCAGUGUGGUGGCUCUGAGGGGCAGCUGUCAGAGUCAACCAAGCAGUGGUCUCAACAUAUCCUCUGGUCCAUGUGCCCCACAGGGGGUUAAUGGUACACUGAACUGUGUGACUAACUCUGCGUGGGUAUCAUGGGAUGUGGACAAGAGUGCAGAGUCUUACACAGUGCUGGCUAUAGGGGAUGAUGGUCAAAAUUCCACCUGCUCCUCCUCAAGCUCUAAUUGUAAUGUACCUGACCUAGGCUGUGGAAAGAGCUACACCUUCCAUGUCACCGCUUCAAACGCUGCCUGCCUGAGUCCACCCAGCAACACCUUUAACCUGGAAACAGCACCAUGUGCCUUGUCAUCUGUCGUGGUGGUGGCUGAAUGCCACAGUCAUGUUAUCCAGGUAAAGUGGCAGAGAGCACAGAUAGGAAAUUCUCUCUACAUUGCAACAGCAGAGGGUCAAGACCUUUCCCAACUUUCCUGCAAUAGCUCCUCCUCUUCCUGCAACCUUACAAAUGUGCAGUGUGGCAUGGAGUACACCAUCAUCGUGGCUGCGUCCUCCAACCAGUGCAGUGGCCUCCGCAGCCCACCAUACAAGAUCAGCACUGCACCCUGUCAGCCCAUGUCAGUAGAGGCCCAUACGGACUGUCAGUCAAAGGUUGUGCUUGUGUCAUGGGAGCCAUCAUAUGUUGCCCAGUCAUACCUGCUUACCGCAGUUGGCAAAGAUGGGGAUGUGAGGAUGUGUAACACCUCAAACAGUAACUGCACGUUGACUGAUCUACACUGCAGCGACACAUAUUAUCUCUCAGUUUCAGCCAGUACUGAGAACUGCACCAGCCUGCCCAGCUCUAACGUCACCUUUCACACAGUACCGUGUAAGCCAAACAACUUGACUUUGGGGGUCCACUGUGGGAACAGUAGUGCCUCCUUGUCGUGGACAGCGAGUACAGGAGCAGUGGCCUAUGUGGGAAUUGCUCAGUCAGGAAAUGCCACGGCGGUUUACUGCCAGAGCACGAAUACUUCAUGUACUCUGCAGGGCUUGGUGUGUGGCACUGUGUACAACUUUACAGUGCAGGCAUCAGAUGGCAUUUGCAACAGUUCCUUCAGUGAGCCUCUAACUGACGGAGCAGCUCCGUGUCCUCCAGCUGGGUUGAGGGUUAUUCCUCGUACAGUAGUGAAUGACACUCAGAUCUUGAGAGCAUCCUGGUCGGCUGUGGAUUGUCCUAAUUCUGAAUACCUCGUGGAGCUCAAGGGCAGGAUUCUGGAUAACAUCCAGUCAUUCUUUGAUGUUGCCUCCUAUAGGACAAGCCGCAAAUUCUUUGAGAUUCCCCUACCUUGUGGCUCCUCCUACAGUGUCAAGGUCAAGGCGCAGAACUCUGCCGGUUCAAGCGUUCCGUCAGCCGAUGUCUCUGGAACCACAGUGCCUUGUGCCCCUCUGAAUGUGACAUUGUCUGCAUCAUUGUCGGUGGUGUCAUGGAAUCAGUCUGUAUUCGCUACAAACUACACAGUGUAUCAGAUUACUUCCUCUGGUAGGACGAAGCUCUGCAUGACGUCACAGCUCCAAUGCUCUGUCAGCAGCUUUAGCAGCAGUCACGUUGUCGUAACUGCAAGCAACUCUGCCGGGGAAAGUGAAGACUCAUCUCCUGUUUAAGUGACAGCAGGUUGCAGGAGGUGAGACCUGGCAAGGAGUGAGACAGGCCUGCCAAAUCCCGAGUGAAUGUUCAUAUUGCAAUGCACCCAAACUCUUGGCUCUGAGAAAUCCUGCACUUUCCUAAGAAUUUGUAAAACUGUGUAAUACUUAGCAUGUUAAAUGUAGGGUUUAAAACACUGGUGAAAUAGCUUAAAGGUGGAAUAGCUUUACUGGACAAAAAAAAUUUACACUAGUUUUCAUUUGUUUUUCCAAAGUCUUUUUUCUGGCUAAUGGAUUACUACUUUUUGUGUACUUUUCUGUAAUGGUAAAUAUUUAAACAAAUAAGCAUUAUAUAUACUCCUGUUUUGGAAAAUGAGAUUAUUAAAUACCAUGAGGUUUUCUGCAUGUGAUCUGUCUUACAAAUUAUGAACACUGCAAAGAGCAUGUAAAAUAAAUUUACCAUACACACAAAAAAAUAAAAUACAAUUUUAGUUGCUGUUGCACUAAGAACAAAGUGAUUUUUACAUUUACAAUGAAUUGACAAGAGCGCAACAGUGGGUCACCCACUUUCCCAACAGUCUUGGAUCCGGAAAUAUUCCCCCCCCCAUUCAUUUUCUCCAUUGGGAUUUUAGAAAAUAUUUCAAUAGAGUUCAAAUCUUGAACCAAACCAACCAGCUCUGAGAUGAA
Molecule: messenger RNA, 11505 nt
Organism: Myxocyprinus asiaticus (Chinese sucker)
Lineage: Eukaryota; Metazoa; Chordata; Actinopteri; Cypriniformes; Catostomidae
Gene: fndc7rs1
Product: fibronectin type III domain containing 7, related sequence 1
Exons: 44
Coding region: 1-10839 (3612 amino acids)
Molecular function (GO): protein binding
Source: RefSeq, a predicted model, not a curated record